ACAUGUGGACGCUUUCCGGAAGCAGCGCGGCGUGUUCUGAUGCUUUGGAAGAUGGCGGCGAUGUUUACGUGUUGUCUCAACUGCUGCGGGGAUGAGGGCUCGGGGCAUAUCCAACUUAAAGAAAUGCCCACUGUUCAGUUAGAUACUCAUCGCAUGGGCACCGAUGUCGUCAUAGUGAAGAGCGGCCGCAGGAUAUGUGGCACCGGAGCGUGCCUGGCCAACGCUCCUCUGCACCAGAACAAAAGUUAUUUUGAAUUCAAGAUCCAGUCUACUGGUGUGUGGGGAGUGGGCGUGGCCACGCAGAAAGCCAACCUCAAUCAAGUGCCUUUAGGCCGAGACUGCAACAGCCUCGUCCUGAGACAUGACGGCUGCGUCGUCUACAACAGCGAAGAGAAGACCCGCCUGCCCGCCAACAAUCUCCCUCAGGAGGGCGACAUUGUGGGCCUCACGUACGAUCACGUGGAAAUGAACUUGUACCUGAAUGGGAAGAACAUGCAUUGUCCCGCGUCAGGGAUAAGAGGCACUGUGUAUCCCGUUGUUUAUGUGGACGACAGCGCCAUCUUGGACUGCCAGUUCAGUGACUUCUACCACACGCCUCCGCAAGGAUUCGAGAAGAUCCUCUUUGAGCAGCAAAUCUUCUAAACGAGCCGUCUUCGUCAUCAUCGUCGUCGUCGUCACCCUCGCACGCCGUGUCACUUCUCUUCUCUUUGAUCGCGAUUGGCUGAUGAUCUCCGGCUGAUGCCCCACCCCCAGUCUCCGCAUAUUUCCGAGUGGGGGGGAACGAUCCAGUCAUGAUGAAUUCGAACUCUAAUAGCAUCCUAAGAUUUCCAAUCUAGGUUUCCCAAAGUGGAUUCUUUCAGGAUCAGAAGCCAUUUCUUGGGAUAUUUCUCUGUGUGUGUGUUUUUGAACAUGUAAUUUGUUUAAAAAGGCCCGCACUGACAUAGAAAUGUAUUUAUUCUAUUCACACAUCCGUCUUAAUUCUUUACUUUUAGUGACUUUCGCGUUGACCUGAGUUUGAGGUUCAUUAUCAAAAACAAGAAACUAUGUAUGGAAGUAAAUAUGUGCCACCAGGAUUUGAAUUUGAAAUGUAAAGUGAUCACAUUAUUAAAUGUAUUUCAGUGAAACUUUUCAUUGCUAACAAUUCAACCGGCUACAAAUCGGUGUCUAAAAUUCACCGUCUGUGCCACCAGGCAGGGUUACUUCAGGUCAGAACCAGUCAGUCACUGGAUAACUGAAUUGUUAACAUUGAAAAGUUACACUGAAAUACAACUAUUGUAAAUUUGAUGACUUUACAUUUCAAAUUCAAAUCCCGGUGGCACAUAUUUGCUUCCAUAAACAUGGCAGUUGUCACUAUGAUUUCAACUGAGGUAAGUUGGUACCUGUCGAGACUGAAAGACAAUUUCCACAAACGACUCCUGUGCCCUUCCGCCUGAUGUGUGUACCUUAACAUUUUAUGGUGUAUUUAUUGUUAAAUAUCAAUAUUAUCAAAAGUGGUGUCACUUGGGUGUGAGGCUGAGCUGCUCUGUGGUUUAUAUUGUUGCAGAUUUGCUGCUGAAGUGUUGACAGUUACGUUUCCAACUACGUACAUACUUGUCUUAGUUUGCACUAAUAAUGUGAUUGUACAAGCAAAUCCGAAUACUGUUGAUUAAACGUUUGUGUCUGCAGGAA
Syngnathoides biaculeatus (alligator pipefish) is the source of this 1668-nucleotide messenger RNA. Its product is annotated as SPRY domain-containing protein 7-like. The coding region runs from base 40 to 642 and encodes 200 amino acids. Gene Ontology annotation, molecular function: protein binding. The record is from RefSeq and is a predicted model, not a curated record. The transcript has 5 exons. NCBI's taxonomy places the organism in Eukaryota, Metazoa, Chordata, Actinopteri, Syngnathiformes, Syngnathidae.